Messenger RNA from Vicugna pacos (alpaca), 6102 nucleotides. It is a transcript of the gene ACOX1, whose product is annotated as acyl-CoA oxidase 1. Lineage: Eukaryota; Metazoa; Chordata; Mammalia; Artiodactyla; Camelidae. The record is from RefSeq and is a predicted model, not a curated record. Gene Ontology annotation, molecular function: FAD binding; fatty acid binding. Gene Ontology annotation, cellular component: peroxisome. Gene Ontology annotation, biological process: fatty acid beta-oxidation using acyl-CoA oxidase; very long-chain fatty acid metabolic process; lipid homeostasis.
CGUGACGAGGGAGGGCGGGUUACCAGGAGCGCUUCGCUUUGCCCCCAAGGCAAUUUCUUGAGCUUCUUUUGGGGUCCCCUUCCCGGGGAGCUGCUCUGGCGGCCACCUGGCCGACAGCAGGCGACUCUCCCACCCCAGCACCCCCACCGGCGCCGCCUCCGCCUCGGUCGCGGGCGAUCACGCGUGGAGGGGUCGCGGUGAAGGAGAAGGGCUGGGCCGGGGCGGGCCGAGGCGAGCGGGGGCGGGGACUCGCGCUGGCCUGGGGUGGCUCUUAGGGCCCGGCUCGCGCUGGCGGUGUGGACAGUCGUGGUCGCUGCAGCAGCCGCCGCCGUCUUCGCCUCCUCGGUCUCCCCUGCUUCUGCUGGCCGUCACCAUGAACCAGGACCUGCGGAAGGAGCGGGCCGCCGCCAGCUUCAACCCGGAGCUGCUCACGCACGUCCUGGACGGCAGCCCCGAGAACACCCGGCGCCGCCGAGAGAUUGAGAACCUGAUUCUGAAAGACCCAGACUUCCAGCAUGAAGACUUGAACUUCCUCACUCGUAGCCAGCGUUACGAAGUGGCUGUUAGGAAGAGCGCCACCACGGUGGAGAAGAUGAGGAAGUUUGGCAUCGCAGACCCUGAUGAAAUCAUGUGGUUUAAAAAACUGCAUUUGGUCAAUUUUGUGGAACCCGUGGGCCUCAAUUACUCCAUGUUUAUUCCCACCUUGCUGAAUCAGGGCACCACUGCUCAGCAAGAGAAAUGGCUGCUCUCCUCCCAACGACUCGAGAUAAUUGGCACCUACGCCCAGACGGAACUGGGCCACGGAACUCACCUUCGAGGCUUGGAAACCACAGCCACUUACGACCCUGAAACCCAGGAGUUUAUUCUCAAUAGUCCUACUGUGACCUCCAUCAAGUGGUGGCCUGGUGGGCUUGGAAAGACGUCAAACUAUGCAAUUGUACUUGCCCAGCUCAUCACUCAGGGGAAAUGCUACGGGUUACAUGCCUUCAUUGUUCCUAUUCGGGAACUUGGGACCCAUAAGCCUCUGCCAGGGAUUACCGUUGGAGACAUCGGCCCCAAAUUUGGCUAUGAUGAGAUGGAUAACGGCUACCUGAAGAUGGACAAUUACCGUAUUCCCAGAGAAAACAUGCUGAUGAAGUACGCCCAGGUGAAGCCUGAUGGCACGUACGUGAAACCCGUGAGUAACAAGCUGACCUACGGGACCAUGGUGUUCAUCAGGUCCUUCCUUGUGGGAGAAGCCGCUCGGUGUCUGUCUAAGGCCUGCACCAUUGCCAUCCGAUACAGUGCCGUGAGGCACCAGUCUGAAAUCAAGCCAGGUGAACCAGAACCACAGAUUUUGGAUUAUCAAACCCAGCAGUACAAACUUUUUCCCCUCCUGGCCACCGCCUAUGCCUUCCAGUUUGUGGGCGCAUACAUGAAGGAGACCUAUCACCGGAUUAACAAGGACAUUGGCGAGGGGGACCUGAGUGAGCUGCCAGAGCUUCAUGCCCUCACCGCCGGGCUGAAGGCCUUCACGUCCUGGACGGCGAACGCUGCUAUCGAAGCCUGUCGGAUGGCCUGUGGCGGGCAUGGCUAUUCUCACUGCAGUGGACUUCCAAAUAUUUAUGUCAAUUUUACCCCAACCUGCACCUUUGAGGGAGAAAACACUGUCAUGAUGCUCCAGACAGCCAGGUUCCUGAUGAAAAGUUAUGACCAGGUGCACUCAGGAAAGUUGGUGUGUGGCAUGGUGUCCUACUUGAAUGACCUGCCCAGUCAGCGCAUCCAGCCACAGCAGGUGGCAGUCUGGCCGACCGUGGUGGACAUCAACAGCCCUGACAGCCUAACUGAAGCGUACAGACUCCGUGCAGCCAGAUUAGUAGAAAUUGCUGCGAAAAACCUUCAAGCUGAAGUCAUUCACAGAAAAAGCAAGGAGGUAGCAUGGAACCUAACGUCCAUUGACCUGGUUCGGGCAAGUGAGGCACAUUGCCACUAUGUGGUAGUUAAGCUCUUUUCAGAAAAAAUCCCCCAAAUUCAAGAUAGAUCCGUGCAAGCUGUCUUAAGGAAUUUGUGUCUCUUGUAUUCCCUGUAUGGAAUCUGUCAGAAGGCAGGGGAUUUUCUUCAGUGGGGCAUCAUGACAGAGUCUCAAGUCACCCAAGUGAACGAGCGCAUAAAGGAGCUGCUGACCGCCAUCCGCCCUGAUGCCGUUGCUCUGGUUGACGCGUUUGAUUUCCAGGAUGUGACACUGGGCUCUGUGCUUGGCCGCUAUGAUGGCAACGUAUAUGAAAACAUGUUCGAGUGGGCCAAGAAGUCCCCACUGAACAAAACAGAGGUCCAUGAAUCUUACCACAAGCACCUGAAGUCACUGCAGUCCAAGCUCUGAAGCAUCUUGACAACUUCGACCUGCUUCUGAAAGCUGCUGUAUCGAUUCCCCUGACACCUGUCACACCAAUCUGCGUGGAAUCUUUAUCAAAUUCAGAAAGCUAUAGAGCAAAUGAUAAAUUGACCCCUUUCCUCUUUUUUAUAAAAAUGAAAAGAAAAAAACAACAGAUUUCAGAGAUUAAAGGAAAGAAACAGAUGUGUUUUACAAGUGCAAUUAACACUGAAAGAGAACCUGUGAUGCAUUCAGAAAAAGCUUUAAGAAACACAGGAUGACUUCCAUUUGUAAUGCUGCUGAUCCCAGGAGGCCAUGACUUUUGAUAAUUAGUAGAAUUCAACUACUAAGUAGUUAAUUAUUUUCUCUUCUUAAUUGCUGAUCACUGGAUCUACAAGUGUUUUUAAGCAAAGGUAUUUUUUAAGCAGGGUAGAACCCUUCCAAGCUUUCCUGCUAACUGUCCUCCCCCUCGGAGCCCUGGCUAAAAAGCAGGACCGAAGAAGAGGGAUUGGGGAAGGAAACUAAUCAGGAACCAAUGUGCGUGAGUUUGUACUUGACACAUUGGCACGUUUCCUGCCUGCUUGCCCCCCUUUGCUGACAUCUUGUUCCUGCCUAACUGUAGGAACAACAGGAGGAUUUCUUCAGCACAGGCUGCUGCAGGGUCCCUGUCCCAUGUAAUUAGGAACUGAUCUCCCCUUGGAGAGAUCCCUAAGCUGUUGCUUUUAGUAGCACUACAACUCCCUUUGUCCCCAACUUCUUGGGAAAGGGAUAGGUAGCAAAGUUAUCGCCACAUGUAACUUUUGGCAACUGAUGGGACCUCAGUCAGUGUUUGAUCUGGCUCCCUCUCUCUCUCCUGAGAGAGAUGCUAAAGGAAGGAGAAAAAAAGUGCCACGGUUCUUUCUUAGUGAAAUACUUCAGGGAGAGCUGUCAGUUACGAUUACUGUAACUUUUGUGACCAUAUUAACUAAAUUUUCUGAAACUAUCCAGUUUUCCUAUGUUCUGUUCAUUUUAGCAUAAGCCAUCAAAAUGCUUGGAAGUUACAGUACCUGGCAUCACAAAAAUAAAAGAAUCACUUACCGCCUCUUACACCCAGAAAAAAACCUUUGACAAACCAUGUGUUCUGAUUUUGGGAUCAGAAAAUCUAAUCACUGAAACUCUGGCUAAAGGAUGAAUGGAAGUUCCAUAGAAUCUAUUUCUUAUUGUAUAUCUGGCUUUAUUUUCAGCAUGUUUCUAGGAGCUUUAUCUGACUUGCUAAAUUGUCCUUUCGGCUGAAAUCUAAUUUACACAGUCAUUCUCUAUUUAAAGCCUAAACAUGUAGCUCUUAAUGAAUUUUUCUUAAAAUCAACUAAAACAAGUCACUCGAUUUUUUUUUAACUUGUUAACUGCUUAUGUAUAUCUGUGACAUCUUCAUGAAACCGGUUGUUCUAGAAUCAGUCUUGAGAAUGUAGUAUAGUUCAGUGGAAAUAAAAUUCCUAUCUUGGGACCUGACAUAAAAUUUAUCCCAGUGGAAUAGGAGUCUUCAAGGUCCAGCAGAAGAAAUACUGUCUGUUGACACAAGCCUUGAUCUUUCCACCAAGAGAACUAAUUGAUAAUUGUGUUAAGAUUAAAGUAAAAAGCGCUCUUAAUCUCUUUUGACAAUAGUUCAGAUUCUGGGAAAUAAUGAAGAGUAAAUUUAAAAUUGCUUAGUAUUGACCUGUUCAAAGUCCUAUUCACAGAUGAAUGCCUGUGGCCAGGAUCUGAGGGUGUUUGAAAUGGCACCCACCUAAUCAAGCUGCAGAGGUCUGAGAUCUAAGCAGGUUUGAAUAGGGUGAGGACUCUAGAGCCAGCUUUAUUCCGUCUAGCACCUUGAUUUUUAUUUAAAUACUCAAUCUGAUAUUUGACAGUGUUUUUAUUAACAUUGGAAUGUUUUGUCUUGAACUUUAUUCAUUGUAAUCAAAGAAUAAAGAUAUCAUGAAAUCUCACUAAUUUGUACUAUUGAGAGGGAAAGACUGCCACAUAAUUAAACAUAAGUUUAUGAAGAAUUAUAAGAUACAGGUUUAGGUAACACUAAAAACAAAAAAAGGGAAGAGAGACCUACCUAGGCAGACAGCUCUGAGCCGGCCGUAAUUGCCAUUAACUGUAGAGUGUGAGUACUCUGCCCACGCAGGAGUACAGAUGUUGGCUGUUCGUAAGGAAUUAGCAGACCCAGUUUGCUGUCUCUAAAAAGCCAGACUGCCACAGGUAAGUGUGGUUCUCUUGGAUUCUUUAGUGAGCCAUUUUCACAAAGAGUACAAAAAGAUAAAUUUCAACCUAGUCUUUAAUGAUGAUGAAUAGAACUAAUGAUACUGAUGUAAGCCUUUGAGGUUUAAUAGAGAUGUUGCUGUUUGUAACGGAUGAAGGUUGAUUCUUCCUCACGUGUUUGAAGCUCAACAUCAUGCUCUACUUGAUAGAGACAGGUAUAUUUCAGUGUUUGGACAUUAGUCACCUCAGAGCACAGUGGGGCCCUUCAUAUUCUUGUUUUCAGAACAUAGCUCUGCUAAGUAGCAGCUUAUCUUCAGAACAUUCACUUAAUUGCAACAUUAACGAUGUUCACGUACUUUCUGAGGACUCACUGCUUGUAAUUUCAGAUUCCAUAUACCUGGAGGUGUUUAAUAGUUCCUAGAGUUAACAUAUUCAGUCUUGAUUCUUGAAUUUUCUUCAGUGUAGGGCUUUGGCUGGGGAAUUAGAUUCAUGAUCCUCGAGUUCCGGGAACAAAAAUUCUUUAGACAACCGUUGGUCAAAUUUCCUCCUACGCUUUUCUGAAUUCUUUCCAUCCAUCUUACUAGAAAGGAAGAAAAUCAGACGCAGACAGUCUGUGACACCCACUAGGUAUGUGGAGGGGAUUAUAGAUUGUCUUCAAACGGCAGUUGCUACUGCAGCUGGAGAGGGGAACAGUGCCAGAAAAUUGAUUAUUUUACUUGAGACCAAGAGUCUUUUGUUGAGUCUUCUGACAAUCAGAUAAAGGUUUUGAUCAUUUUCAUGAAAUAAUGCAGAGAUCAUUUCAGCUAAUUGAAUAUUUACUACUAUAAUCCUGGAGGAUUAGACUUAAGUCACCCUGUAAGUGACUAAAAUGUCUUUUAAUAUUAAAAUAUUGGUGGAGUUUUGCUUUCAGAUGUCCAAACUAAACUUUCAGUACAUAUUCCUGUGGUCCAUGGGAGUAAACAAACAUUUAAGAAAUCUUUAGAGUUACCAGAUGUUAGCUGUUGCAGACUUGCAAAUUCCUGGAUCCCAAGAGGCUUUUGAUUUGAUUUUUCCUUAAAUUCAAGUGAGUCACUGAUUAUCUCAGGAAGAUCAUGGAAAAUUGGGCAUGAUUUUAAGAAUUCUGACUCAAAAUACAUUGUUUUGCCACACUACUGUCAACUGUUUUCACAGGUAACAAAUAGUGAUCUUCAGACUGUUGACUACUACUUGGUAAGCAAUUUCCAAUUGCUGUGGAUUCAAGGAAAUGAUCUGUAUUCUCUGGAGUGUAUAAUUCCCUUUUUUUCUAUGACUGUUGUGGCUUGAGUUGGUUCCUACCUGACAAGACAUUUAGUGUGUAUUGUUACCCAUCCCUGAUUGGAUGUGUCAUUGAGGAUGGGAGUACCAGGAAGUGCGCGGGGUCGAAAGUCUGAAUCAUGGUUGAAUCAUCCGGCGGUGCCCCGCCAGCCCUGCUUGGCCUGCGGGUAAGCCAAACCACUAACCCCCCUUUUCCUUUGUAAAAUUGACAAACCCUUAAUAAAAUCUUAACACAAAAA